AUAGUGUACAGACGGGAUUCAGUCUACAGAUAAUACAAGUACAGUUAUUACCGAAUUGUUACACAUGGACUUAAAUAGGGAGAUGUUGGGGGCUCUCUUCGGUAACCUGACAACAUGCCUAUCCAUCUGGAUUGUUACACAUUGACUUAAAUAGGGAGAUGUUGGGGGCUCUCUCUUAUGUAACCUGGCCAUCUUGAUGUGUAGCACUCUAUAAAGCUGCUAAGCUAGCAUUUGUACCAAGGGAAGUGAACAAGUGCACACUUUGGGAGAAAGCAGAGAUUUAUUGGGAUGCCACUCGCUGUCGUCCUUCCAUGUCCAACCCCUUUAUAAAUGUGGGUUGUGUGAUAUCUGCCCCCCUCUCUUUAAAAUGCUCCCAACCGGCCCUCUUCAUUCACUACUUUGUUUCCAUCCUUCCACUUCUCUACCACGUAGGACAGAACAUCUAAGGUUCAGAAGGUGACGACAUGAAAGCGUUUACCGGAUCGGUUGUGUGUGUGGUGGCACUGCUAGCUGUUUGCACUGCAGGGCCCCCGGUGUUAUCCGUCACCACUAUAUUGCAAGAACCAUACACUAUGACCCAAGGGUCUGAGCUGGAGGGGUACUGCAUUGACCUGCUAGCGGAGAUUGCCAAAAAGUUGGACUUCAAGUACACCGUGCACCUGGUGAAGGAUGGAAAAUACGGGCAACAGGACGAGAGCGGCAACUGGUUGGGGAUGAUUGGGGAGGUGGUCCGAGGGGAGGCCGAACUGGCGGUUGCCUCUCUGACCCUCACAGCGACCAGGGAGCAGGGGGUGGAGAUGAGCACUCCCUUCAUGCAGACGGGCAUUGGUUUCAUCCUGAGCAGGGACCUGGGCUCUGAGGAGAGCCACUCCCUCAGCUUCCUCUUCCCCUUCUCAACCGAAAUGUGGGUGGGCAUCCUCCUGGCCUUCCUGGUGACCGGCCUCUGCAUAUAUCUGGUGGCUAGGAUAAGCCCCUGUGAGUGGGCAGACCCCGAGACAGACGAACACAGCUUCACUCUCCUACACAGCUUCUGGUACAUCACUGGAGCCCUGACCCUGCAAGGUGCUGGCCCACACCCUAAAGGCCUGUCUGGUCGCGUUGUCAGCGCCGUCUGGUGGGUGUUCGCAGUGGUGAUCCUGGCCUUCUACUUCAGCAACUUUAACGCCAUGCUUCGCUCGGAUUCCAAACACGUCUCGGUGAAUAACUUCGAGGAGCUGGCCAAACAGGACGUGAUCGACUACGGAACAGUCGAAGGGGGAUCCACGUUCAACUUCUUCAAAAACUCCAACAACCCCACCUACCGACGCAUCUACCAGCAUAUGGAGAGGAAGAAGAGUUGUGUGGCUUCAGUGGAAGAGGGCAAUCGACGCACCCAGGAAGGCAACUACGCCUUUAUUGGAGAGGCAGCGUCUCUGGACCUGGCUGUGGCUCGGUACUGCAACCUGAUCCGCAGCAGCGAAGUCAUCGCCAUGAGAGGGUACAGCAUUGCAGCACCCCUAGGCUUUCCAAUGAUGAAGAACAUAACGGUGGCCAUACUGCAACUGAGUGAGUCUGGGGAGUUGGCCUUCCUGCAGAGUAAGUGGUGGGCCAGCAGCUGCUUGCCAAAGGGGGGCCAAGCCCCACAUACCCUCCAGCCCCACCUCCUGAGGGGCCUCUUCCUGCUCCUGGCCCUGGGGUUGGGCCUGGGACUCCUCAUGGCCCUCCUGGAGCUUGCCUCCAAGGCCCGCAGUCAAGCCAAGGACCAGAAGAAAUCCUGCUGCUCAGUGUUGUUGGGAGAACUGAGUCAGCGCUUGGGAUUGCGUAGGACAAACGCAGACACAGAGACGUCAGAGAAGAGCAAAGCGUAAGGGAUGCGUUUCACUGGCUGGUUCCUAACAACACCAUAGAGUUGGAUAUGCAAAUAAGACCGUGUAAAUCCGGUCGUGUCCUUGAGAGCAGCAGUAUCUUCCCUAUCACAGUGUAUCUACAGCUAUAUGUUCUGUUUCAUAACGUACCACAAAGCUAUCAAGUUCCCUACGUGUAAAUACAAAGGCUUGUUAGAAUAUAUUCUUACUAGAGUUGAUUCCACUAUAGAUUCCACUCUGAAAAGGUAUUAUUAAGCCACUAAAGAAAACAGCAACAAUAGCAUUUCCUGUCCUCAGACGACAUGGGCCACUGCAUAAAUUAACUAACAGUGAUUAAAUAUUAAGUUGAUACAGGCUUUUCAACUAACCUCCAGAUGAAUAUGCAAGCGUAUGUUAUUGUAGGCCUAUUUGUUGUUGUUGAUAUGAACAGCUUUUUUGUUGUUGUACUGCCAAAAUAUGUUGUACUAAAUCACAUCUGAUUGGCUUUUAAGUUGUUUCAUUAACUGUUCUGUGUAAUGUUUAACUGUCUACCAAAUAAAUCCCUAGACAUGA
Messenger RNA from Salmo salar (Atlantic salmon), 2396 nucleotides. Its product is annotated as putative glutamate receptor. Gene Ontology annotation, biological process: monoatomic ion transport. Gene Ontology annotation, cellular component: membrane. The record is from RefSeq and is a predicted model, not a curated record. NCBI's taxonomy places the organism in Eukaryota, Metazoa, Chordata, Actinopteri, Salmoniformes, Salmonidae. Gene Ontology annotation, molecular function: signaling receptor activity; ligand-gated monoatomic ion channel activity.